AUGAAAGUCUCCGUGGCUGCCCUCUCUCUCCUCAUCCUCAUCCUCACCAUUACUUCUGCUGUUCACAGCCAGCCAAAAAUUCCUGAGUCGGUGAACCCUCCACCCACCUGCUGCCUCAAGUAUCAUGAGAAAGUAUUGCCAAGAAAAAAGGUGGUGAGAUACAGAAAGGCCCUCAACUGUUACCUGCCAGCAAUCAUCUUCAUCACCAGAAGGAAACGAGAGAUCUGUACCAACCCCAAUGACGAAUGGGUCCAAGAAUACAUCAAGGAUCCCAGACUACCUUUGCUUCCUUCCAGGAAGUUGGUCUAGGUUAACAUUAUUCGAUCUGAAAAAGGUCAACCCCAGAUCCUCAACUCCCCAUGGUGGUCA
This is a messenger RNA of Eubalaena glacialis (North Atlantic right whale), 369 nucleotides long. It is a transcript of the gene CCL16, whose product is annotated as C-C motif chemokine ligand 16. Gene Ontology annotation, molecular function: CCR chemokine receptor binding; chemokine activity. The record is from RefSeq and is a predicted model, not a curated record. NCBI's taxonomy places the organism in Eukaryota, Metazoa, Chordata, Mammalia, Artiodactyla, Balaenidae. Gene Ontology annotation, cellular component: extracellular region. The transcript is spliced from 3 exons. Bases 1 to 309 code for a protein of 102 amino acids. Gene Ontology annotation, biological process: chemokine-mediated signaling pathway; G protein-coupled receptor signaling pathway; monocyte chemotaxis.